Messenger RNA from Ctenopharyngodon idella (grass carp), 1086 nucleotides. Its product is annotated as olfactory receptor 1500-like. Gene Ontology annotation, cellular component: membrane. The transcript has a single exon. Gene Ontology annotation, molecular function: olfactory receptor activity; G protein-coupled receptor activity. Gene Ontology annotation, biological process: G protein-coupled receptor signaling pathway. Lineage: Eukaryota; Metazoa; Chordata; Actinopteri; Cypriniformes; Xenocyprididae. The record is from RefSeq and is a predicted model, not a curated record. Bases 136 to 1086 code for a protein of 316 amino acids.
UUUGCCUUGACAGUCAAAUGCUUGUGUAAUUGUCAAUGUAAAAAAUGUGUUUUUAUUGUUAAAAAAUUGUAAAUUUGUUAUUGUAAAAUUGUUACAUUCUUGUUGAAUGAGGUAAUUGUGAAGCCGUAUAGAGUCAUGACCUUUACCAAUGUCACUGUCUUCACUGAAUUCUACCUGCUGGGAUUUCCAGGACUCCAUCCUCAGUAUUAUGGAGCUGUAGGAACCCUUUUGUUUUUUGUCUACUUGACACUGGCAGGAGGAAAUAUCUUUAUUAUUGCAUUCAUUGCUUAUGAGAGAAGCCUUCAGAAACCCACCUACUUAAUCUUCUGUAAUCUUGCUGUGUGUGAUUUUGCUUUUGGAACUGUAACGCUGCCUAAAGCCAUUGCAAAAUACCUAUUCAAUAGCAGUGAUAUGUCAUUUUAUAGUUGCUUUGUGCAGAUGUUUUUUGUUCAUUACUUAGGGACUGUUAACUCUUUCCUAAUGCUAUUAAUGGCCAUUGAUCGGUUUGUUGCAGUGUGUAACCCACUGAGAUACUGUGUCCUUAUUACAAACAAAACAACUUUUAUGGCAUGUGCUGCAUUUUGGGCAAUCUGUAUAUCGUGGAUGUCAGUCAUUGUUUUUCAUACCUUCGAUGAGCCCUACUGCAAUUCUAAUGUAAUAAAUCAAAAUUACUGUGACCAAAAUUCAAUAAUUAAACUGUCUUGUAGAGAUGUAAGGCAAAAACAAUUUUUUUCAUUUUCAUGUGCUAUGUUUGUUCUUUUGGGCCCAUUAAUAUUUAUUAUAUUUUCUUUCAUUGCCAUCAUCACAUCUGUUUUCAAAUUCUCAGACAUUCAGGCCCGAUAUAAAACAUUCUCAACUUGCACUCCUCAGCUUCUUAUCAUUUGUCUGUACUAUGUGCCCAGAUGUGUUGUUUAUGUGCAUGAUGUGACAAUUGCGAUCUCACCUGGCAUCCGGGUUAUGUUAACUAUGUGGUACAGUCUGCUCCCACCUGUUGUCAAUCCGAUGAUAUACUGCUUCAGAACCAAAGAGAUCAAAGAUGCAUUAAAGAAAAAAAUUAGAGAUAGGAAAGUGAGUAUGCAGAUAUAA